ACGAGAGAGAGAGAGAGAGAGACGAUUCAUAACAUAACGCUGCUCAGUGCUCCUCCGCCCCGCAACCCGCAGCGAGUGUCUGUACUCCAUGUCCGGCAAUCACACCGACGCAACCGAAUUGGUCUUGUUACGUAGAUUGGUUCCCCGGAAUAUCGGAUUAUUCGUUGAAGUGUUUCGCUUUCUCGUACGCCGUGGUAAAACGGCUAGAUUUCUGCUAUGAAAAAUGUUAGAACCUGAUAAAGUUUCACAAGUAUUUUACCUUCUUGUUUGGUGAUUUGGUUGUUUUCAGGAUAUAUAUUUUUCUAUGGUAGGCAUAGGAUUCCGACAGGUCUGACUCGAUAUCUGUGGCUGGAAUCUGGAUCAGAUUACUGUGGCCGGAGACAAGUGGUGCUAGUUUUCGAUGUCCGUUAUUUUGGGUUUAAGUGGGACCUUAUUAGCUUCUUCUGCUCUGCUUCUUGUAUUUCCCCGGUAAGUAUUUCGAGUUUAACGGCGAUUUGAAUGGUCGUUGAAGCUCUGGUUUAUGUUAGAUUACUUGCCGGAGACAUAUCGGAAUUGGUAGGUGGAGAUAUCAGAGUUUCUAACCGGUAGAUAAGACUUAAGAGCUGAAAAGAAACCUUAGGAGGAUAGGUUACGUAUUGAAGUUCCUUUUCUAUUCUUCCGCUUGAAGAAAAAAACGAAAAAACAUCGAAUUCCAGAUUCUGCCGUAGCCUGUUUUUCUAAGAAUUCUAGAAUUUUGACAAACAUGCCUGUGGAGUUGGAGAAUACGUCCGCCGUUACUGUUUCUACAGCUUCAGCAGAAGCUAGUGCGUCUUCGUCUGGCAACCAAGCAGCUCCGCCGUCGACGACAAUAAAGAAAAAGCGCAAUCUUCCUGGAACUCCGGAUCCAGAAGCGGAGGUGAUCGCUCUGUCGCCAAAAACCCUAAUGGCAACGAAUAGAUUCGUGUGCGAGAUCUGCAAUAAGGGGUUCCAACGAGAUCAAAAUUUGCAACUUCACCGCCGAGGACACAAUCUUCCUUGGAAGCUCAGGCAGCGAUCGAGCAAGGAAGUUCGUAAGCGAGUGUAUGUCUGUCCCGAGACUUCAUGUGUUCAUCACGAUCCGUCAAGAGCUUUGGGCGAUCUUACGGGAAUAAAGAAGCAUUUCUGUAGGAAGCAUGGAGAGAAAAAAUGGAAAUGCGACAAGUGUUCGAAGAAAUACGCCGUCCAGUCCGAUUGGAAGGCGCAUUCGAAGACAUGCGGAACCAGAGAAUACAGAUGCGAUUGCGGAACUUUGUUUUCUAGGCGAGAUAGCUUUAUCACUCACAGGGCUUUCUGCGAUGCGUUGGCGGAGGAGAGCGCGAGAGCUCAGACGGUUCCCAAUUCGAAUUCGGAAGAGGAUCCUAAACUUCCGAUCGUCACUACUACGCCUCCUCCUGCUUCAUCUGCUGUAGUUUCUAUGGCUUUGCCAAUUCAAAAUCCAGAGUUGCCGGAAAAUUCGACCGGUAUUUUAAACCAUUCGUCACCGGCAACCUGCUUAAACGGAAACAGUAGCACCUCAAGCAGUAACGGCAGUAGCAGCAGUAGCGUAUUUGCAAGCCUAUUCGUUUCCACGGCUGCCCCAGGAAACUUGCAGCCGCAAACGUCAACCUUUUCAGAAUUAAUUUGUGCCAUGGCACGCUCGGAGCGUUCGACCUCCCUCUCGUCGGCGUCUGCUCUAGAGCCCACGUCGCUCUGUCUUUCAUCCAACAACGGCUCCUCACUCUUUGCUCAAACCGGGGCAGAGCGUCGGCAAUAUGCUCCACCUCCGCAACCGGCAAUGUCCGCCACCGCGCUGCUGCAGAAAGCAGCACAGAUGGGUGCUACCGCCAGUAAUGCGUCAUUGCUACGUGGGUUGGGUAUAACCGUAUCGUCUUCGUCCGGACAGCAAGAGAACUUGCGUUGGGAUCAAAGAAUGGAGGGAGAGGCGGCACCAUUGGCUGCUGGUCUUGGUCUUGGACUACCUAGCGAAGGAUCAAACGGGUUGACGGAAUUGAUGAUGGGCCAGUCAUCGAUGUUUGGGCCGAAGCCUACUACGCUCGAUCUUCUUGGGCUUGGUAUGGGUGGUGGCGGUAGUCCAACGGGUAGGCUCUCGACUCUGAUCACGUCGAUUGGUGAUGGGCUUGAUGUGGCAGCUGCGGCCGCGUCAUUCGGAGGUGGUGGGAAUUCGUCGGGGGAAACAUGGGAAGAAGCAUCAGAAAGGAAGACGAAUAGCCCCCCGACUGAAAAGCCACCGAAUGUACGAGGGAGAGAUAUCCUUUUUUAGACAUUUAUUUAUGUCUUUUUCUGAGGUUUUCUUCUCUCUCCAAUCGAGACAAAAUGGAGUAGAGUAGAUAUCGGGAGAAGAUUUUUUUUUUUAAUUUUCUUUUUUUGUUUCUCUUGAAUCAUCAAAUUUAAUUUAAUUUUGUGGGGUAGUGAAAUUUGAUAGGAUAGGGGAUUAGGAUGAGAGGAAGGUGUACAGGGAGGGAGUAGGGACUGCUGAUAGGAUGUCAGCUGUGUAAUGGAUGAUGCUACAAUGUUAGCAUUUAGCUUUUAGCUUUUUGAUAUUUGAAGGUCUAUUUGGCUUCUUUAAACUGAAUUUAAUUCUGGAA
Nelumbo nucifera (sacred lotus) is the source of this 2603-nucleotide messenger RNA. Its product is annotated as zinc finger protein GAI-ASSOCIATED FACTOR 1-like. NCBI's taxonomy places the organism in Eukaryota, Viridiplantae, Streptophyta, Magnoliopsida, Proteales, Nelumbonaceae. The record is from RefSeq and is a predicted model, not a curated record. Gene Ontology annotation, molecular function: DNA-binding transcription factor activity. Gene Ontology annotation, cellular component: nucleus.